Messenger RNA from Mizuhopecten yessoensis (Yesso scallop), 1050 nucleotides. Its product is annotated as tachykinin-like peptides receptor 99D. Gene Ontology annotation, cellular component: membrane. The transcript has a single exon. Lineage: Eukaryota; Metazoa; Mollusca; Bivalvia; Pectinida; Pectinidae. The coding region runs from base 1 to 1050 and encodes 349 amino acids. The record is from RefSeq and is a predicted model, not a curated record. Gene Ontology annotation, biological process: G protein-coupled receptor signaling pathway. Gene Ontology annotation, molecular function: G protein-coupled receptor activity.
AUGAUUGUAACGGCGGAGUUGGUGUACGUUUGCGUUCUGUGUGUGGCCGGGCUGGUAACUGUAACGGGAAAUGGCGUUCUUGUAUACCUCAUGUGCUCUAAGCGAAGCCUUAGGAACGCUAGCAACUUCUAUAUGGCGUCCAUGUCUAUCGCCGACACUGGCGUCGGCCUGUUUGUCCCCGCCGCCAUUGUUGUAACCAUCAUGGACAUACCGCUACCAGUCGGCUGGGGUUAUUUCUCCCCAUAUUUCGAACUCGCCACUCUGUCAGCCGGCAUUUUCUCGUUCCUUCUUAUCUCCUACGAUCGGCAUCUUGCUGUAUCUAAGGCGUUGACGUACCAUGCGACAAAACGGUCGGCGUUGACGUCAUUGGCGGCGGUGUGGGUUUCAGCAUUUAUCUACAGUUUACGCAUAUUUAUACAGUACGAAGUCGCCAAAAUAUUAAAACGGGAUUUGCCUCCGUUGGACGGAGACGACGAUAACAUAACAGAAACUUCAAACGACGACGACGAAGUCGAAGGUGGAUUUUGCAAUGUAUUAGUGGAGGAAGAUUAUAAUGAUUUAAUCUUCAGAUGUGUCGAUUUUGUCAUUCUUUUCAUUAUUCCUAUAGUCUGUAUGAGUUAUUGGUAUAAAGGAAUAAUAAGUAACCUAUGGGCUGGGAACAUUACAACUACGUCUCACGUGCGGAGGAAGAGGAGAGUAAUCAAACUCCUCAUCAUCAAUGUGGUGGUAUUUUUCGUCUGUUGGAUACCUUUUUAUUUGUCCGAUAUCAUCAGUGACACGCACGUGCUGGUGAUGAGGCUAAAAGACCCCGAGUAUGACGAGGAGGCUAGUUCAAAGGAGAUCCGACUCUGUCUCAUCUUCAUUGCAAUAUCUCAUAGUUAUUUAAACCCGAUCAUCUUUUUAUCUUUCCAUGCUGAUUUUAAAGCCGAAUUGACGUCGACCGUCAUCUGUAAAUGCGCCUGGGCCAGGCGCACGCGCACUGUCGAACCGACGGAUCAGACAUUGCGCACUGCGGACCAGGCAGAUGAGGGCCUACGCACUAUAAGCUGA